Gracilinanus agilis (Agile Gracile Mouse Opossum) is the source of this 2256-nucleotide messenger RNA. It is a transcript of the gene NIF3L1, whose product is annotated as NGG1 interacting factor 3 like 1. The transcript is spliced from 7 exons. Lineage: Eukaryota; Metazoa; Chordata; Mammalia; Didelphimorphia; Didelphidae. Gene Ontology annotation, cellular component: mitochondrion; cytoplasm. The record is from RefSeq and is a predicted model, not a curated record. Bases 35 to 1264 code for a protein of 409 amino acids.
UCGGCUCAGAUCCUGUGUCUCACCUACUUUCUGCAUGUUGGCCUGUGUGGGCUUGGUUUCCUCGAAGUUCCAAGUUCCCCAGUCCUUUGUCAGCAGGAAGUUCCAAGCUCCCCAGUCCUUGGUCAGCAGGAAAUUCCAAGCUCCCCAGUCCUUGGUCAGCAGGAAGUUCCAAGUUCCCCAGUCCUUGGUCAGUAAUCCUUCACGUUCUUUCAUGGAUCUGAAAACUCUCGUUUCAUCUUUGAAUGACUUUGCCUCACUUGCAUUUGCUGAAAACUGGGACAAUGUUGGAUUAUUGGUGGAGCCAAGUCCACCCCAUACCGUGAAGACACUUUUGCUAACAAAUGACCUGACAGAGGAAGUGAUGGAGGAGGCACUCCAGAGGAAAGCAGAUCUCAUUCUCUCCUAUCAUCCACCUAUUUUCCGACCACUCAAGCGCAUAACCUGGAAAACAUGGAAGGAGCGUCUGGUGAUCAGGGCUUUGGAGAAUAGAAUUGCUGUCUAUUCUCCACAUACUGCCUACGAUGCUUUACCCCAAGGAGUCAACAACUGGUUGGCAAAAGGGCUUGGAGUUUGUACCUCUCUCCCAAUACAUCCUUCAAAAGCUCCUAACUGUCCAACAACAGGAACUCAUCGAGUGGAGUUUAACAUAAAUGACACCCCAAGUAUGGACAAAUUCAUGUCUGCAGUGAAAGAGAUACCAGAAAUUUCGAUCACUACCUUAUCUGCCAGGAAUGAUGGAGAAGAACAAGUACGAGUCAGUCUGAACUGUACCCAGAAGUCAUUGUUGCGAGUGGUGGCUUUUCUCUCUGAAAAUAGCCAUCUUUAUCAGAAGACUGAGAUUCUGUCACUGGAGAAACCUCUGCUUCUGAAUACUGGGAUGGGAAGAUUAUGCACAUUGGUUGAAUCUGCCUCCCUGGCAACCAUGAUUGAACGAAUCAAAGGUCACCUAAAACUGGCCCACCUCCGCCUAGCUCUUGGAGUAGGGAGAACUUUAGAGUCUCCAAUCAAAGUAGUAGCCUUGUGUGCCGGUUCUGGGAGCAGUGUGCUUCAGGGUGUAGAAGCAGAUCUUUACCUUACAGGUGAGAUGUCACACCACGAUGUCCUUGAUGCUGCUGCCCAAGGGAUAAAUGUCAUUCUUUGUGAACACAGCAACACUGAACGAGGCUUCCUAUCAGAACUUCAAGACACUCUGACAGCUCACCUAGAGUAUAAAGUCAACAUUAUCCUGUCAGAGACAGACAGAGACCCUCUUCAGGUGGUAUGAAACAGGAAUAUCUGGGCUACUGCACUAUGUAAAUCCAUCACAUCCUAAAGAGUUUAUACUCAGGAACAGAGUUGGUACAUCUCAAAGUGGUAUUCCUUAUAAUGGUUCAUUUUUAUUUAGUUUGAUGAACUGGCUAAAUUUAAUCCUUAAAGUGAAGAUUAAUGUGCUUUAUUACACUAAACUGCUUUAUUACAACAAAAGAUGUUUGCUACAAACUCAAUUAAUGAAUAUGGAAAUUGGCUUCAGAAAGCAUUAACAGGAGGUAGCUUCAAGUAAUUUAAUACUUGGCUACAUUGACAUUUCUCAGUGUUAGUGUCAUUUUACUUAAAAUAUACUAUACUAGAAAACUGUAAAUAUAAUCUCAUAGAGGAUAUGGAUGUGCUCCUUUGCACAAAGCAAGUCAUCAUUUGAGGAAAUUAAAAUUAUUCUGUGUCAUUUAAUAAUUGCUUUUAUUCUAUAAUUGACCUGAUUCCCUAUUAUGUUGAGGCACAUUGCUCAGUUCUGGAGUUAAGCUCAAGAAUGUGAUCUUUCCUAGUCUGAAUUAGUUUAAAAUGGUGGUUGAAAGGGAAUGUUAUUACUCAUGCAGCUAAGCCCCUGGGACAUCUGUUUGUUGUCUCUAAGCCCUAACCAGCUUAACUUGGUGUCAUCCUUCAAAAGUCAAGUGGUCUGUCCUUCUACAAUUAGGAAAGGCUUGACUUCCUCUAAGUAGGGAUUAAACCAGGUGGCUCUGGUCCUGGUCCCCUAACAAAGAUUACAAGAAGCAGAUGAUUCCCAAAAGACAAUAAACAUUUAAUAAUUGUCAGCCAGGAGCAUGAUUAGAUCUCCCUGGAUGCCAAUCACACCCCCUCCCCCUUCCUGUGAGUAAAUAGAGGAUCCCGCCCCCCCCUCAUUGGGGUCGAUGGCCUUGCUAGGGUGGCCAAUCUGACCUGCUUUGUUAACAGUAAAUAAAGUGAUCAUGCUUGGAGAACAUAUUUCAGUUUACCUUUAUUGUA